GGUGGAGCGACCGCGGAGCAGCACAGCCUUCUGUGCCACACCGAUCUGGGAUCAGCACCGCGGACAGCACUGAUGUUUAUGCAUUAGCUUUUCUUCUUCUUUUUUUUUUUUACUCUUUAUUGUCCGCGACGAGCACAGCCGUACUUACAUGUACGGAAACUUUUAAUGCGCCUCCGAAUCGCUGUUCUUGGACGUAGGCUGUAACUUUUUCUCCCAGCUUAAUGUUUUAUGCGGUUUGUGUCGACGGUCGUUGCGUUGCUGCUGCACCUUUCAGCAGGCUACAGUGCAUUUCUUUGAAUUUUACAUUUUCUGCUCCGAAGGAUUUGCAUGUCGGGAAGUUUUUAAGUGUGACGUGGAAAGUUAAUUUAGUCGUUUUGCUCGGACAUUUUUUUAAUGAUGAAAUAUUUAAUGUGCGGACUAGUGUUUGGGCUGUAUUGACACAGUAGACUACUGUUAGGCUACAUUCACACAGCGUUUAUUCGCGGUUCACAGACGACCUUUUUCUUUUUCUUUUAAUUUUUAAAUUUUUUUGGACUGUCAUGUCGCUGGCACCAAAAUGUUUGUGAUUAAUAGCGAGGAGAAUGUGGCAGAGGGAGCUAAACUCUGUAGCGUCUGAACUGGCGGGUCGUCAAGAGGAGAGUGAACAUUCCCACAAGCACCUGGUAGAGCUGAGCAGAGAGUUCAAGAGAAAUGUCCCUGAGGAAGUCCGGGAGAUGGUGGCACCUGUUCUCAAGAGUUUCCAAGCCCAGGUGGUUGCUCUGAACAAGCGCAGUAAGGAGGCAGAGUCUGCGUUCCUGGGAAUCUACAAACAGCUUAUCGAGGCCCCAGAUCCCGCUCCUGUGCUGGAGGCCUCACAUUCCCUGGAGGAAAGGCUGCAGCAGCUUCAGAGUUCAGCCCCAGACAGCGAGGCCCUGGUACGAGAGAUCAGUGGGCACUGGAAGAAACACCUGGAGUGCCUUGAAAAGACAGAGCCCACAGAGGACGAUCAGGCAAUCUCAGACACAGCAGUGAAUAAAGAGGCCCCAGAAUCCAGCUCUCCAGCCGCCCUGAUGACCCCAAACAGCACCCCGGCUUCUGGGGCCCCAGACUCCCCACAGCAGAACCACCGGGAUCGAGCUAAUGAUGGCCGGGAGGAGGAGGAGAGCGCUGAUGUUAGCUUGGCUGACAGACUAUCAGAGGCCGAGGAGAAGAUCAAAGUUCUGCAUUCAUCUUUGAACACUGCACAGACAGAGCUGCUGGAGCUGCGGUGUAAAUACAACCAGGAGAUGACGAACAAGGCGGAGGAGGUCGGCGGCAUCAUGGCAAGUCUUGAGAAAGCAAACCAGAGAGCGGAAAUGGCUCAGAGGGAAGUGGAAAGGCUAAAGGAACAGCUAUCCAGUGGCCACGGCGUCACCGCAGGGAGCUGCCAUCCAGCAGAGGGCACUAGCAGGGAGAAGAACGAGAAGGGAGAGGUGUUGCCCUCCCAGCUGGAGGCUGCCUUGCUGGCUAAAGACCGUGAAAUCCUCCGCCUUCUCGAAAACAUUCAGCGGUUGCAGUUCACACUGCAGGAAGUUCAAGAAACCUCAGCCAAUCAGAUUCUAGAGCUGGAGCGCCAGCUAGCCUAUAAGACAGAAGCUAUAGAGAGAUUAGAAGCUAAACUGCAAUCCCAGAUGGACUAUGAAGAGAUUAAAACUGAACUCAGUAUCCUAAAGGUAAUGAAGCUGGCUUCAGCCAAUGGCAGCUCAUCCCAGGAUUCUGCUAAGGCUGCAGAGGCUCUUUUGCUGGAUAAAGAGGCCUUUCUUCCAUCUCACAAGUACCUGGUGGAUAAGACCCGAAUACUACACAGCAAUGAUGAUGACCAUUCUGAGGAUGCAGGCAGGGAGAUAGGCAGGCCGCCCGGAUCCCACUCAUCCUCCUCUCAGGUGGACAGUCGUGCCUCCCCCAGCCCCGGUCCCCCCACCCUGGACCGCUCCUCCUCCAGCCACGAUCUCCCCCGGCCUUUCUCAGUGUCGCCGUGCUCCGGGGACCGGCUGUCAGGAGACCACAUCCUCCACAAACAGCUGUUAUCUCCACACUUUAAAAAGGAUGGCCUCAUGGCUUUCCCUACCGCCCUCUAUGCAGCCAAAGUCGCGCUUAUGUCGGCCUCACAAGGGCCUGUGGGGGCGGGCAGCGUUGAUGCCGGCUUGCCCAGCGACCAGUCAGAAAGCGGCAGCUCGACCGCAGGAGACGAUGACCAACUGGACACGGCAGAGAUUGCCUUCCAGGUGAAGGAGCAGCUGCUAAAGCAUAACAUCGGCCAGCGAGUGUUUGGCCACUAUGUGCUGGGCCUGUCCCAGGGUUCGGUCAGCGAGAUCCUGGCAAGACCCAAACCCUGGAGGAAGCUGACUGUGAAAGGCAAAGAACCUUUUAUUAAGAUGAAGCAGUUUCUGUCUGAUGAACAGAACAUUCUGGCACUCAGAACCAUCCAGGUCCGACAGAGAGGGAGCAUCACUCCACGCAUCCGAACUCCUGAAACUGGGUCAGACGACGCCAUUAGGAAUAUCCUGGAGCAGGCUAAGAAGGAGAUCCAGUCCCAGAGGGGUGAUGGCAAGUCAUCUCUAAACAGCUCAUCAGGCAGAAGCAGUAACGGGCCUGGCAGCAGCUCUGACGAAACCAUAAAGAGCAUCCUCGAACAGGCCAGGAGGGAGAUGGAAGCUCAGCAGCAGGCCCUGAUGGAGAUGGAAGUGUGCGGCAGGGCUUCGACUGCUAGCUCAGGAGUUCAGGUGGAACGUCUGGGGCCCCCUGAGCGCUCCAGGGGCCUGCCUUUACCCGUCUCCAUCAAGCAGGAGGAAGGGGGCUGCAUUACAGUGUGCACAGCCAACCCCGUGAGCAGCCCCCAGACACCCCUCAGCGUCCUCUCCCCUGCCGCUUUCGUCCAGAACAUCAUCCGCAAAGUCAAAUCAGAAAUCGGCGAAGCGGGCACCUACUUCGAUCAGCACUGGUCUCAGGAGCGGGGAUCUAUGGUGCUCGGUGGUGGAAGCAGCUCUCGGCCCUUCAGCUCGGUCUCCCCUUCCUUGUCUUCCUCCUCCUCCGGGCCCUCCACCUUACCCCGACCGUGGCUGCGUCUGGAGAACGGCGAGGGUCUCCCCAACAGUGAGGAGGCCUCUGCUGCCGAGGACGAGCUGGGCCUGAGCCGGCCGGUGGAGGUGAAGGUGGAGUCAGAUACCUCGGUAAGCGGGGAGUCCCCAGGACCCGGCCCGGGACGCCUUUCCUAUUAUCCAGCAUAUAUCCCCCGUGCACUGAAGCCCACCGUGCCCCCACUGACACCAGAGCAGUAUGAGAUGUACAUGUACCGGGAGGUGGACACCAUCGAGCUGACCCGGCAGGUGAAGGAGAAGCUGGCAAAGAACGGCAUCUGUCAGAGGAUCUUUGGUGAAAAGGUGCUGGGGCUUUCUCAGGGCAGCGUGAGCGAUAUGCUGUCUCGGCCCAAACCCUGGAGCAAGCUGACCCAGAAAGGCAGGGAGCCCUUCAUCCGUAUGCAGCUGUGGUUACUGGAUCAGCUAGGACAGAGCCUUAACCAGCCCCCAAACCAGGGCCACACUCAGGAUAAAAGCCCAGUGACGGCCCAGUCCUCACCAUCCCCACCUCCCAGCCCGGCGGACAGCCACCCAAGUCCCCUGGUAGAGCCUGUGAGUCUCUCCCUGGAGAGCAGUAAAGAGAACCAGCAGCCAGAGGGCCUGAGCUUGGGAUUGUCCACCAACCCAGAGGGAGUGAAAUCCACUCCCAGCCUCAUGACCUUGCAUCAGCCCACAAACCCACUGGGCAUCCAGGAGCUGGUGGCCAUGUCUCCGGAGCUAGAUACUUAUGCCAUCACCAAGAAGGUCAAAGAGGUGCUAACAGAUAAUAACUUAGGCCAGCGUCUUUUUGGGGAGACCAUCCUGGGCCUGACGCAGGGCUCGGUGUCUGACCUGCUCUCCAGACCCAAACCAUGGCACAAGCUCAGUCUGAAAGGCAGGGAGCCCUUCGUCCGCAUGCAGCUGUGGCUCAAUGAUCCUCACAAUGUAGACAAGCUGAGGGCAAUGAAAAAGAUGGAGAAGAAAGCCUAUUUGAAGAGGCGAUACGGCCUGCUGAGCACCGGCUCGGACAGCGACUCGCCCAGCACUCGCUCUGAGUGUGUGAGUCCGGCUUUGGCCUCUCUGGAUUUGUGCCCCUACAGCCAGGCGAAGAAGCCUCGGGUGGUGCUGGGAGCCGAAGAGAAAGAUGCCCUGAGGAAGGCCUACCUUUUAGAGCCCUACCCUUCUCAAAACACCAUCGAGAUGCUGGCGUCGCAGCUCAACCUCAAAACCAACACCGUCAUCAACUGGUUUCAUAACUACAGGUCCAGGAUGCGACGGGAGGUGCUGAUGGAGGGUCUGCCAGACAAUGACACGGAUGCUGAGCACCACAGCUACUCCCCCUCAGUGACACGGAGCCCUCACUCUGACGGAGAGGAGAGGAGGCUGCAGCAGCCCUCAGGACACAUCCAUUCCAGCCUUCCUCUUAGUGCCAACACCUCACUGCCUCAUGUCAAACAGGAGGCAUUAGACAGGGAAGAUGACGCAGAGGAGGGAAGGGAAAGCUCGGCGAAACAGUCCAGGGUUCAGUGUUUUCCAACAGCCGUGCCGCUCCCGCAGUUGAAAAGUGAGCACGAGGACUCCAUCGCGGGCUGUCGCGAGCCCCACUUGGCAGGCCAGAGCCUGAGGCAGGAAGAAGGUCAGGGUCUCUACCCUGGAGGGCUCUCCGUAGACGGUCCACAGAGAACCAAUCAGACCAGGCACGAGGGGGAAGACUCCGGAAAGUCACCCGUCGACCCGGUCAGCUUCAAGGCUUCGUCAGAGCCCUGCCGCAGCAGCCUGGAGGUCUCCCUCAACUCGCCCUCUGCUGCAUCCUCACCUGGCCUCAUGAUGUCAGUGUCGCCCGUUCCCUCCUCCUCUGCGCCCAUAUCGCCCUCGCUGCCCAACCCUCCAUCGACGAGCACCAGUCACAGCCUGGACCCUAACCCGCCCCCUCCCUUCCAAAGUCCCAAACUCAACAGGAGCACUCAGAGACGCACGGAGAAAAUGGCCAACCUCAAUAACAUCAUCCACAGGUUAGAGAGAGCAGCCAAUCGAGAAGAGACUCUGGAAUGGGAGUUUUAAGUCCACUUUAGGUGUAUCCAAACCUUUGCGCCACACAGGAGAGUCUCAGAAGCUUCCUGACGUCUUUAAAUGGAGCGUGGCUCCUGAAGGCCUGUCCUCCAAGAACGAUAACUCACAGGAAAUGGGAACACGGAGCUAAUCAUACGGUUGAAUUCCCUACAAGAACUUGAGAGUUGAAAAAAAAUUUAUAAAUGUGUAUUAGUUUGUUUGUUUUUUUCCUUUUGAUAAUGCAUACUACUUUGAAAUAUAUGUGACAGCACUAGCUGUCGUUUUACUUAUUGGACUUGACAUGAAGACUUUUGCAGCUAUGGUGUCAUCAAAUGUACACUGAAGUUCUGUAGAUUGCCACUGGGUGAGAUUAAAAGAAGACCCCUGUCUUAAGCCAUUAAAAGCACUAUAACUAUUUGAAAAGAGACACUGACCAAAUUUGCUACUUUUUGAAUAGCAAUUUUUCAGAUUUUGUCUGUAAGACUGGACAGUUUAAGUCAAGUAACAUGAAAUCCUAUUACUGACUGAGGGAUAGUCCUUUAAGACUCUAAAUAUUCAACAUCUUGUAUGUACUUAGUUUCCUGGUGAUAUGUUUUGAAAUAUUUGUAACUCACUCGUAUAAAAUGUGGUUGUACAUGUUGUAGAAUUGUCUGCAAUAGCCUUCUCUAAACCUGAUGUAGCAUGGUACUCACCUGACCCUGUUUAUCCUCUGUAGUUAGUCACCUGUGAUUAUACUUGAGCGAAAACACGAGAAAAAAGAAAAAAGUUGAAAACCCUGCAAAAAACGAGAAAAAAAAGGAAAUGUUAAACCUAAUGAGUAGAGUACUUUUGAAGUGUUUUUGGUUUCUUUAGUUUGCUUUGAAUAAUCCUCGAGGUUUACAGUUUAGGGCCCUUGUGCUUUUGGUAGUGAGUGCAACAGUCACUUCGCACGAGCACAGUUUACACGAUUUCUUUCAGACUUACCUCUCUGACUCUCUAAGGCACUGGUUCUCAGACUGUAACGGGCCAAGACACAGGACACCCAGUUUACCUCAGAUUAUGUUGAUGCACAUCAUGCGACGACCAUGCGUUCCAUUCUUUUGCAUAAACACGACGCACACUUGUUUGGACCGACGGAGGGAAGGCGCUGGCGUAUCAUGCUUCGGGUGCGAGCUCACGCCUCAGAGGGUCAAACAAUGAAGCGAGUGGUGGUGGCGAUUGGGGGGCUGGGGGGUUACGAGAUAAAUCUGCUGCUGUUCGUCCCUUUGUAUGUGUUAUGGAGUAACACCUGAUUGAUUGCACAUUCUGAAAAUCUGCGUUUUACUGUAAAUGAUACGGAACAAAACACCUCAAGCACAGAGAUGCUGUUUAGCUAGGCCACCCCUGCUCUGCGUUGAUCUACUUUGAGGCUGAAGUUCCCAGUGUUUAAAAGCAUGAUACGUACAGUGUGACCUCUCAUCAGUCUGUAAGUAUGCUAUAUUCAAGAACACAAAAGGUUACAGGUAUCCCCUCAUAUUAUCUUUGACCACGUGUGUAUUGUGUCUGUAGACGUUUCUUUGUCAUGCUUGCAAGAUGUUCUUUAUGUAUUUUGCCUCUAUUUUAUACUCAGAACAGUUAACUAGAUAUUCAAUACCUCGUGUAUGAAGUACUUACAGCACUUAGAUUUUUUUGAUAAUUGUGAGGACUCAAGAAAAAUUUCAAAUAUCAACAUUAUCCUAACUUAGUGUCCACAAGUCUUUGCCUUUACUGUAUCGUUGAAGUUGGUAGUGAACACUUGCACAUGUCUACAUAGUUCAGAGGACUUGGAUUGUAUUAUGUAGAGAUAUAUAUUACACAAUUACUAAAAAAAAAUACUAUCUUACAUUCUUGGAACAAAAAUGUGCUGAUUAUAUUGAAAUAGAGUGUACAGAUUUAAUAAACCAAACCCAUUCAAGCCAGUUCUGGUCUGGCAAGCUUGCCCACGUUUUAGACCUUCUCUCAGGGUAGUCUUGCUUUUUAAAGCUUUAUUGAAACAGUUGCUCUCAUCAGUGGUGUUGAAUAUGAAAACUAUGUGACGUGGAGAAUGACUCCAUUAAAUAUUCGACGAACAUGUGGAAGUUGUAUGAUUAUGGGAUUUUCGACACUCACACGGAGGGGAAAAAAAGCGGAUUGUUGGAAAGUCGUGGCUGUUUUGUAAUUCAUUACAUGGAUGUGUCAAAGUACAGUGUCGAGCGGAACCACCAGGAUGAGGCUAAAUGGGUUGCAUUUUUUAGAUCAGUAGACUUUGCUCUUGGAAAUACUGUUUGGUUUUUUUUUGUUUGUUUGUUUUGUUUUGUUUUGUUUUUUUCUUGGAGCCACAGAAGAUUUCUCUCUGGUUUUCUUACCAUCAUAUUUUGUGCAUAAUAUACUGUAUGAUUAGAAGUGGCAUUUCUUAUGUGAAAGCUUCAUUGUUUCUCAAGGUAACAUGGACAUAUGACUGAAAAUGAAAUGUAUUUACCCAGACCAUUAUCUCUUCAUGUAAAGCUCAUCUCAUUGUUUUGCAUGCAAAUCCAUUCUGCUCACACAACAAGGGAUAGACUGUUUUUGUGUUAUUGUUCUUGCACAGGGACAUUGAAUCAGCACUUGAAGUCUUUUUGCAUUAGGGAAGUCCACGCAUGGUGCAGCUGAGAAAUUUGCUCUCACAAACUUGUCAAGAUUACAGUCAAAUCAGAACCUGAGACUGGCCCUACAAACGUUAUACUUCCAGAUUUAUUUUGUGCCAUAUCACAUGCCCCAUGCAUUAUCCUCAUGGAGAAAUGCCUUGUGGUGAAGUCUGAUCCGAGAGGGGUGUAGGGCUUUUUGUAAGUUCAGAAAACAGCAAAGCUUUUUCUAUAUCACAAUAGCCCUACACAGUAGAUGUUUUAAUUUUAUAACUGACUUCAGUCACUAAAUAAUGGAGAAACUGAUUGAUUGGCAAAACUUGAAUGAAUGCAUUAAGAUUUGCUUAUAUAAAAAAAAAAAAAAUCUGGCACCAAGAGUUUGUCACCAAGGGAAGUUGUCAUUUAUAAGUCAGCUGUGGGCCAAUCGAAAGAAGCAUCCUUCAGGCUUAGAUAACUGUCUGAUGCCUCACGUCAGGCUAUUAAAUGUUAAAGAAUGGACAAUGGUAUGCCAAGCAUCUUGGAAAUGAAAUUGCAUAGGCUGUGUAAGCCAUCAGUCAAUACAUAAUUGUUUAAGA
Molecule: messenger RNA, 8295 nt
Organism: Oreochromis niloticus (Nile tilapia)
Lineage: Eukaryota; Metazoa; Chordata; Actinopteri; Cichliformes; Cichlidae
Gene: cux2b
Product: cut-like homeobox 2b
Exons: 22
Coding region: 582-5135 (1517 amino acids)
Biological process (GO): regulation of transcription by RNA polymerase II
Cellular component (GO): nucleus
Molecular function (GO): DNA-binding transcription factor activity, RNA polymerase II-specific; RNA polymerase II transcription regulatory region sequence-specific DNA binding
Source: RefSeq, a predicted model, not a curated record